This is a messenger RNA of Mytilus trossulus (common blue mussel), 2517 nucleotides long. Its product is annotated as phosphoribosyl pyrophosphate synthase-associated protein 1-like. NCBI's taxonomy places the organism in Eukaryota, Metazoa, Mollusca, Bivalvia, Mytilida, Mytilidae. Bases 35 to 1129 code for a protein of 364 amino acids. Gene Ontology annotation, cellular component: ribose phosphate diphosphokinase complex; cytoplasm. Gene Ontology annotation, biological process: purine nucleotide biosynthetic process; 5-phosphoribose 1-diphosphate biosynthetic process. The transcript has 9 exons. Gene Ontology annotation, molecular function: ribose phosphate diphosphokinase activity; ATP binding; magnesium ion binding. The record is from RefSeq and is a predicted model, not a curated record.
GUCUAAGGGGAGAUAAUUACUAAACCAAGAAAACAUGGCAUCUUCUGGACCUGGUAUAAAAUGUCCAAUGUUGCUUCUAGCGGGAAAUUCUCACCCAGAGCUUGUGCAAUUAAUAGCAAAACGUUUAGGUAUCAAGUUAUCUGAGAUCACAGUUUUUCACAAGACAAACAGAGAGACCAAUGUAGAGAUUGAAGAGUCUGUGAGAGGAAAAGAUGUUUAUAUUGUACAGACUGGUACAAAAGAUGUUAACAAUGAUUUGAUGGAAUUGAUGAUCAUGGCUUAUGCCUGUAAAACAAGUUGUUCAAGGAAUAUAAUUGGAGUUGUACCAUACAUGCCAUACUCUAAACAGUGUAAAAUGAGGAAACGAGGGUCUAUAGUGUGUAAAUUAAUGGCUACUUUGCUAGGAAAAUCAGGUCUGACACAUAUUAUUACAAUGGAUUUACAUCAGAAAGAAAUACAGGCUUUCUUUGACAUUUCUAUAGAGAAUCUGAGAGCCUCGCCAUUUCUGAUAGAUUAUAUAGAGCAAUCAAUUCCAGAUUACAGAAAUGCCAUUAUAGUGGCUAGAAAUCCCAACUCUGUUAAACGAGCUACAUCGUAUGCAGAGAGGUUACGUCUUGGUAUAGCUGUUAUACACGGAGAAGAUAAGAUCAUGGAACUAGAUGAUGGAGAAGAUGGCAGAAACUCUCCCCCUUUACCAGAGGCUGCUGCUGGGUCAAAUGUAGGAAUGGGAUUUGGACUAGAAAGUCUGCCAGUUUUACAGUGUAAAGAGAAGCCUCCAUUAAGUGUAGUGGGUGAUGUCAGUGGUAGGAUAGCUAUUAUUGUUGACGAUAUGAUUGAUGACGUAGUGUCCUUUGUUAAAAUAGCUGAAGUAUUAAAAGAGCGAGGUGCCUAUAAGGUAUUUGUAAUGGCAACACAUGGUCUCCUGUCAUCUGAUGCUCCCAGACUUAUAGAAGAAUCAUGUAUUGAUGAGGUUGUAGUAACAAAUACAGUCCCACAUGAAAUUCAGAAGAUGCAGUGUCACAAGAUAAAGACUGUUGACAUUAGUGUCAUGUUAUCAGAGGCUAUACGUAGAAUACACAAUAAUGAAUCCAUGUCAUACCUCUUCAGGAAUAUUGCUCUAGAAGAUUGAUCAUAGAACUUACCUGUUAGGUGUCAUUACAAUGAUCAUAGUACUUACCUGUAAGGUGUCAUUACAACUAGAUAUACCUGUUAUUGCAAUAUUUCUUAUUUUUUUAUACAAAUGUUCCAAGGGUCAGCACUUUAAAAGGUGUAUGAAAUGCAUAAUCAGGUUCUCAGUCCUGCCUGAGUUCGAAUAAAACUUUGAUUUGGAAAUCAUAUCGUGUAUGAAUUUAAUAUAAAUAUUCUAUCGUAAAUUCAGAAAUUUUUGCAAGUUUUUAGGGUUGAAAAUUUCAACUGGAUUGUUUGGCAAAAUUAAAACUGCAAGUUUAAAUUUUAAAGCAUUGUUUGUUUAUCUGGAAAUUUUAAUAGAACGUCUCAUAGUUCAGUUCGAUAAUCAUCAAUCACAAUGAAGAUUUUUGUUUAAAAUUCUGAAUAAAAAGUAAAUUGUUGUUGUUAAUUUUUUAUUAUGGGAGACAACUCUUAACUAACUGAAAAUAUGAAUAAAAUUCUGAAUAGCAAUUUAUUGAUGGUUAACAUUCUUAAGUGAUUUUUUUUUUCAAUUGGUCAAAUCUGGUGAAGACUUUAAAAUACUAGUGCUUGUUGUAAAUUUUGUUGAUGAAGAGAACAGCUAUUUAAAGUUGAAGCAUUAAGUACCAGAACUGUUCAAGAUAAAAAAAAAAUGAUUUAUAUAAUAUGUAUAAAUUAUUUUGAUAGUUCUUAAAACUGAAAAAGUAGAUACUUUUAAUGGUCAUUAGCUGUCAAAUUCAUGAUUACCAAUUUAACGCACAUUCUCAUAUUUGAUUCAAGUUUGUUUUGUAGUUUUUACCCAUGGUUUUUUUUUUCAUUCAAAGUAUUUUGUUACAAUAACUAAAACAUUGUAUUUUAUGCCUCUACUUGUACUGUUAUUGUACAUACCUCACUAGGUGACUCCAUAUUAAGCAUUUUAAGGAUGUUGAGGGGUUUUUGUUAGGUUUUUUAGAAUUAUGUAUUUUGUUCUAUAUAAAUUACCUGUUCCCAGGUUGAAAUUUUUUGUCUUUUCCAAUAAAUAGAUUGUUUGUAAAUAUUGGAUUUGAAUUUUUCAUCGUUUUUCAAACAAAAAUUGUUCAUCAUAGUUGUUUAUGUCAUUUGUAAACAAUAUUUUCCUUGUAUGUUGUUGUUGACAAAAAUUGUGUGGAUUACAUUACUAAUAUGUGAUUGACAUAGCUAAGUAUCCCUAUAUUUUGUUUAUAAUGAUCUCUUCAUUCCUUGCGGACCAAUCAAGUCCAUACCUAGAGUUUUGUUGGAUUCACGUCUAAAGUGUAGUGUUAGCAGACCAACCAAAUCAUUCCUCAUUCAAGUCUCUGGAUAUUUAGUAAGUGUUGUGUUUUGUGUUAUUCAGUGAAAGGGUGUUUAAGUCCU